AAAUAAAGGAGGAAGAAAAGGUGAAUAGAUCCUGCCCUGCCUCCUAGAGAGAUUCUCAGGGAAACAAGAAAUCGAGUGCGUUUCUCGGCGAAAUUCGAAACAUCAGGGCUUCAACUAGCUUCGCUUCUUCUUCAUCAUCUUAUCUUAUAUCUAUUAAUCAGGAGUCUUACCGGUGGUUUGUAAAAUGGGGGAGACUGGGAAACGAUAUCGCAAUCAAAGGGACCAUGAUGGAAACGGGAAGAAUCAAAAGCGGCGUCUGAAUGACAAAGUUGAAAGGGGAAAUGAUGAAUUGAUUAUCUAUAGAAUACUGUGUCCAGAUGGAGUUAUUGGGAAUGUCAUUGGUAAGAAUGGAAAAGUCAUCAAUACAAUAAGGCAAGAGUCUAGGGCAAAAGUCAAGGUGGUGGAUCCAUUUCCAGGUGCCAAGGACCGGGUUAUAACAAUUUACUGCUAUGUUAAGCAGAAGGAAGAAUUUGAGGUUGAUGAUGAGCUCAAUAAUAUGCAGCCUUUAUGUGCUGCCCAAGAUGCUCUUCUCAAGGUUCAUUCUGUCAUUUCAAAUGCCAUGGAAGCCGUCGGAGAUUCUGAAAAGAAACAGAAGGAUAAGGAAGAAUGCCAAAUCCUUGUUCCAUCAAGCCAGUCUGCAAAUAUCAUUGGUAAGGCUGGGGCUACCAUUAAAAAAUUGAGGGUAAAGACAAGGACAAAUAUCAAGGUUAUUGCAAAGGAUAGGGCCAAUCCGGCACACUCAUGUGCUAUGGACUUUGACAAUUUUGUGUUGAUUACUGGUGAAUCAGAAGCUGUUAAAAGAGCAUUGUUUGCAGUUUCUUCUAUUAUGUACAAGUUCUCUCCAAAGGAGGACAUCCCUCUUGACACGACAGUACCAGAAGUCCCUCCUAGCCUUAUUAUUCCUUCAGACAUUCCAAUUUAUCCACCUGGCAGACUAUACCCAACUUCAGAUCCUAUUAUCCCACCUAGACCUGUUCCUCAAAUCCUAGGUGCAACAAAUGUACAUGAUCUGCAAGGUUAUGCUGAUUCAGGAAAUGCAUGGUCUCUGUACUCAUCUACACUUCCAGCCGUUUCUGAUCCUGGUGGUUCACAAUCUGAGGAAUUGAUUGUUAGAAUGUUAUGCCCCUCUGACAAGAUUGGAUGUGUCAUCGGGAAGGGAGGGAGUAUAAUUAAAAAUAUAAGGCAGGCUAGUGGUGCUCGUAUCGAGGUUGAUGAUUCCAAGGCUCGUUACGAUGAGUGUUUAAUCACUAUAACUGCAAUAGAGUCAUCAAGUGAUCUGAAAUCCAUGGCAGUGGAAGCUGUUUUGCUUCUGCAAGGGACAAUAAAUGAUGAAGAUGACACCCCAGUUUCAAUCCGGCUCCUAGUUCCAUCCAAAGUUAUAGGAUGUAUUAUUGGGAAAAGUGGCUCAAUCAUAAACGAAAUUCGGAAGCGGACUAGAGCAGAUAUUCGAAUCUCGAAAAGCAAUAAGCCUAAAAUUGCUGAUGUGAAUGACGAACUUGUUGAGGUGGUUGGUGGAGUUGAUUGUGUGAGAGAUGCACUAAUCCAGAUUGUACUAAGACUGCGGGAUGAUGUAUUGAAAGAAAGGGACACUGGCCGUAAUCCUCCCCCUAUAGGUUCUGAAUCGUUUUAUUCAGGUGGUUCUGUUCUUCCAGUGAGAUCUGUCAUCCCUCCAGUUCCUGAUGUCCCUGCUCCAUUGGCUUAUGAUCAGAGGACUGAAAGUGGAACUGGGCUAAACAUGCUUUCUUCCAGCAGCCUGCAUGGUUUUGGAUCUUAUUCGAUGGGAGAAAAUGGCUAUGGAUCUAUGUCUUCGUAUGGCUACAAGCUAUAUGGAGGUUUGCCUCCUUCAUCAACUAUGGAGAUGUUGGUCCCAGCUAAUGCUGUAAGCAAAGUGUUAGGUAGAGGAGGGGCAAAUAUAGCUAAUAUUAGGAAGAUUUCUGGAGCAACAGUAGAGAUUUCUGAAACCAAAUCUUCCCGAGGUGAUCGUAUAGCUCUUAUAUCGGGUACACCGGAACAAAAACAUGCAGCUGAAAACUUGAUCCAGGCAUUUAUAAUGGCCACAUAACCUGAUGGAGUUAUUUCUGGUGUUUUAAGAUGAAAAAUUAAUCCUGAAGCAUGUCCAGGUUCCUGUCCAUAGUUCUUGUAUCUUUGGUCUGGAAUAGAAUAUUCUAUAGGGUUCUUUUGCUGAACUCCUGUUUCUUCCAUAACAUUAACUAGCAAGAUUCUGCUGGAGUAUCCAUGGCUAGGUCUGUAUGUAGGAGCUAUACUUCCUUUCAUUUCUUUUUCUUAAUCUAUUCUUCUUCUGCGCUCUUGUCAUAGUAAUUUAGGAUCUUUCUAUCCAUUCAUGCUGUAUUUCUGUUGACCAGUGUGAGACCAUCCCCAUAAACUAUUGUCAGGGGAAACCAUAAAGGGUUGAUGUUUACUUUGUUCUGCUGGAUCAACCUCUUAUUCUUGUUUCUUGCUGGAAGUGUUUCUCCUAAUGAUGCUAAUAAAAUGCAGAUUCUCUGGUAA
Messenger RNA from Arachis duranensis, 2508 nucleotides. RefSeq names its product KH domain-containing protein At4g18375. Gene Ontology annotation, cellular component: cytoplasm; nucleus. The transcript has 8 exons. The record is from RefSeq and is a predicted model, not a curated record. Gene Ontology annotation, molecular function: mRNA binding. Gene Ontology annotation, biological process: regulation of gene expression. The coding region runs from base 185 to 2062 and encodes 625 amino acids. NCBI's taxonomy places the organism in Eukaryota, Viridiplantae, Streptophyta, Magnoliopsida, Fabales, Fabaceae.